UAUGGAACGAUUAUUGGAAUUGACUUAAGGACAACUUAUUCUUGUGUUGGUGUUUAUAAAAAUGGACGUGUCGAAAUCAUUGCAAACGAUCAAGGUUUAAAUAAAAGUUGGGAAAUAGAAAAGGACCCCGCCGGUUCCCUCAACAUCUCCCAAAGGGUUGGGAAUAGUUAAAAAUGACUGGCAUAAAGAGUAGAACGGGGGCCACCUUGAAUGUCAAAGGCCGGAGAUAAAAUGGCCCGUGGAAGUCCCUCCACCUCUCUCUAUUGGUCAAGUUAUCCAGAAGGUAACCGUAUUACUCCUUCCUACGUGGCGUUUACUGAAAAUGGUGAAAGAUUGAUUGGGGACGCGGCAAAGAAUCAGUUGACGUUGAACCCGGAAAACACCAUCUUCGAUGCAAAACGCUUAAUUGGAAGGGAGUUUACCGACAAAACUGUUCAGGAUGACAUGAAGUUGUGGCCAUUCGGGGUUGCUGAUAAAGCUAACAAGCCACACAUCAAGGCUAACGUCAACGGAGAAAUCAAACAAUUUGCUCCAGAAGAGAUUUCAGCAAUGGUUCUUGGAAAAAUGAAGGAAAUUGCCGAAGCCUAUUUGGGUCAUGAAGUUACGCAUGCUGUGGUUACGGUCCCCGCCUACUUUAACGAUGCUCAACGUCAAGCUACCAAAGAUGCUGGAACUAUCUCUGGACUUAAUGUUGUACGUAUUAUUAAUGAACCGACAGCUGCGGCAAUCGCUUAUGGAUUGGACAAGAAAGAAGGGGAACGCAACAUUCUUGUCUUUGACCUUGGCGGAGGCACCUUCGACGUCUCUUUGUUGACUAUCGAUAAUGGAGUUUUUGAAGUAUUGGCAACAAAUGGAGACACUCACUUGGGAGGUGAAGAUUUUGAUCAGAGGACGAUGGAAUACUUUAUUAAAUUGAUUAAAAAGAAGACUGGAAAGGAUUUGAGGAAGGAUAACCGAGCUGUUCAAAAACUUCGUCGUGAGGUCGAAAAGGCAAAGAGAGCCCUCUCAGUCCAGCACCAAGUCAAAAUGGAAGUUGAAUCCUUAAUUGAUGGAAUUGAUUUUGCUGAAACUUUAACUCGUGCCAAAUUUGAAGAAUUAAAUAUGGAUUUGUUUAGAGGAACGCUUAAACCUGUACAGAAAGUUUUGGAAGAUGCAGAUAUGAAGAAGGAUGAUAUUCAUGAAAUCGUUUUGGUUGGUGGAUCAACAAGAAUUCCAAAAAUUCAACAGUUGUUGAAAGAUUUCUUUAAUGGAAAAGAACCUUCUCGUGGCAUUAAUCCAGAUGAGGCUGUUGCUUGUGGUGCUGCUGUCCAAGCUGGAGUAAUCUCUGGAGAAGAAGACACCGAAAUUGUUUUGUUGGACGUUAACCCUUUAACUCUCGGUAUUGAAACUGUUGGUGGUGUAAUGACAAAAUUGAUCAACCGAAACACUGUUAUCCCAACUAAAAAAGCACAAGUUUUCUCUACUGCGGCAGAUAAUCAACCAACUGUUACAAUUCAGGUCUAUGAAGGAGAACGUCCAAUGACUAAAGACAACCACAUGCUUGGAAAAUUCGACUUGACAGAAAUUCCACCAGCACCUCGUGGAGUGCCACAAAUUGAGGUAACCUUUGAAAUCGACGUCAACGGAAUCCUUCAUGUAACAGCUGAAGAUAAGGGAACUGGAAAUAAAAAUAAAAUUACCAUCACAAAUGAUCACAACCGUUUGUCUCCUGAAGAUAUUGAAAGAAUGGUUAAUGAUGCGGAGAAGUUUGCUGAGGAAGAUAAACGUGUUAAAGAAACUGUUACAUUACGUAAUGAAUUGGAAUCACAUGCCUAUCAACUCAAGAACCAGGUUUGUUAAUGAAAUUUUUUUUGGGGGUUUGAAGAGAUUUUCUUUGGGGGGGGGGGGGGGGUUCGCUUGCGUGUCUCGGGAAUGAUUUUUCUUGUUUGAGGGAUUGGAUGUUUUGUUUGGGGAUAGGAUGGACUGUUUUGGUGGGGGAUGGGGGCAGAGAUGAGCUGUGGCAUUAAUUGAAUGUCUUGCGGUGGUUUGGGAGCAAUGAUGAUGGUCGGUUUAGUGGUGGGUUUGCCUGUAUUUGGGUAGGCUGGGGAGUGUAUUAGGUGUUUUGUUGGGGGCAUUAACUUUGGGCAAUGCAGAUGUGUGCUUCAACAUCA
Messenger RNA from Meloidogyne enterolobii, 2150 nucleotides. The record is from the annotation of a GenBank genome assembly. Lineage: Eukaryota; Metazoa; Nematoda; Chromadorea; Rhabditida; Meloidogynidae.